AUGUCUCUCCGCAACGCCGUCAAAGAACUCCGGCGAGGUAUCUACAGCAGUCACCCAGCUCCAUCUUCUCGUACGCAUAGCUCGUGGGGCAUUUCAUGCCCAGAGACAACAACUGCAGCGUACUUUGAUACAUGUCCAGCAUACCUUCCCACGACACUCUCGCAUACACAGCCCGUCCACUCAGCCUCAUGCCGCAACUUCCUCGAGGACACGCUCGACUCGGAUUUCGACUCGGAAGAAGCACCUCCCCCAUACAUGAAACUCUCCAAUGGGGACACAAAGCCCGAAUACUCGAGGGCCGACCCUGCUAAGACCAUAGACGCAAAUCUUUCUCGGAUGGACGGUGCACUGUGUCUCCGAUGCAAUGCGCGCAAGGCCAAGGCUUGGUAUCUCCGGCAAACGGGGCACAAAAGCCAACAAAUCACCUAUCGGGGCGACUGA
Molecule: messenger RNA, 441 nt
Organism: Fonsecaea multimorphosa CBS 102226
Lineage: Eukaryota; Fungi; Ascomycota; Eurotiomycetes; Chaetothyriales; Herpotrichiellaceae
Exons: 1
Coding region: 1-441 (146 amino acids)
Source: RefSeq, a predicted model, not a curated record